UUCUUUUGAUAGGAGGUGAGUUAUAUUGAAUACUUCUGUGGGCAGCUUUUCAUAAUUGAGCACUUCUUUUCUUCUUUUUCCAAUCCUCAUUUUAUUGAUUAAUUAUUUAAUUUUCAAAGAAUUUUUGUAACUUCUAAAUCCCCAUCCAAGAAGCUGUGAAACAGAUAAAGGAUGCAUCAAGAGCUACAGAAAAUCACAGAGCAAAUAGAGGAAAGAAGAUUGGAUCGAGAUUCGCUUGUUGCAAGCCUCAAGUUUCUGAGAUAUAAUGAAAGAGAAUUCAAAAGAUCUGCAGCAUCAAAUGGGAAUAAACUUGCUUCUCUCAAACAAGAAUUAGACAAGCUGAGUUUUGCCAACAAUGCUUAUCAAGACAGAUCUAUAAUUUCAUAUCCAUCCGAGCAAAAGAUUAAUGUUCAUGUAAGAAUAUAUAAAUAUAACAGAAGGAAUCUGAAUUUCUUGAUGAGACAUGGCCGAGCCAGCAGCUCUAUUGAGGAAAAGCAGCUAUUGAAAGAAAUCAAUGAGAAGAACAGGCGAGGAACCGGUUCUUCAUGUUUGCCAAUGGAGGAGCUCAAUGCCAAUAUUCGGUUCUUGAGCCAUCGGACACACCCUUAUCAUGGACGCAAGCUACAUGAGAUACAAGAAAUCCAAAGAGAGAUGACAAAGAUUCAAUGGUCAUGGGAAAAAGCAUUUGCCAAUGUCCCAGUGAAGGGAAAAACUUGGAAUACUUUACCUUCAAAACAAGCUAUAAAGGAUCAAAUUAAGGUGGUAGAAAAUGAAUCAGAUAAAUUAAGGAAAGAACACUUGGAAAUCAGAGCAAAGACCAAGCUAGUAGGCACAAAACUGAAAGCAGUAGAAAAGGAUAUAACCUUUUUAAGGAAGCGUGUGCAGAAAACAAAGCAUGAGCUGCAGCCAUCCAUUUGUAAACAUUGAAAUUUACAUGACAUCAUAUGAUGGAUCCAAUUAAAAUACUGUACAGCCCGUGGAAAUGACAAAAUUUGACCAACAAAAGAGUUUCAAUUAAUGGUCAGAUAUAUCUUGUAUUAUGUCUUCUCUGCACUCAUCUCUUUCUCCUUUCUGAACAUGCACAUCUUCUUAAAUAACUUCAUAAAGGUAAGCAUAAGUCAAUUAAUGAGCUUCUCUUCGGCUCUUAUUUUUUUAACGACUCUUUCGCUCGUUAAGGUUGAAGCAUGUUAGACGAACCAAUGUUCUCAACUUGAAUGAAGGAACGUAAAACUUACAAUCAUAGUUAAAAAAACUCUCAC
Carica papaya (papaya) is the source of this 1259-nucleotide messenger RNA. The record is from RefSeq and is a predicted model, not a curated record. Lineage: Eukaryota; Viridiplantae; Streptophyta; Magnoliopsida; Brassicales; Caricaceae.